AUGAAUAGUUACAAGCCUCUAUCUCGCUACCACUUCGUUUUGUUCUGCCUUACAAUCUUAAAUGGUGUUGUUCAAGGGCCUUACAAAGAUGGAGACAUUAUUUUGGGUGGUCUUUUAAGGGUUCAUUUGAGAGGAGAUUCUGAAAACCAAUGCGGUAACCUUGACGUUAGGGGCUUAAACCGCGUGUUCGCCAUGAUAUUUGCUAUUGAGAAGAUAAACAACGAUUCAAACCUACUCCCAAACAUAUCUCUUGGCUACGAUAUACGAGAUUAUUGCGAAAUUGCCCUAAAGGCUACGCGGAUCUCUUACGAUCUUAUUAAAAGCAAGCUCCUCACGAACCUAACGCGAGGUAAACUUGGAAAGAAAUCGAUCACGGCUCUAAUCGGUCCGGACGACUCUAGCUCCGCUGUUGUUAUCGCUGGACUUCUUCAAGUCUUAAAUGUUUCAGUUAUUAGUCCGACUGCGACCAGUCCUGAACUAAGCGCUCAAACUUAUCAGUAUUUGUAUCGAACGGCGCCUUCAGAUGCUUUCAAAGGAAAAGCCAUGGCUGACCUCAUAGAGUACUUCAAGUGGAGUUAUGUAGCCGCCGUUGGACAAGAUGACUCAUAUGGACGAAAUGGGCUGUGGUCAGUAGUCAGAGAAGCUGAAGCUAGAAACAAUUCAUACUGCCUUGCCAUGACGAAAUUUAUAUCCUACGAAGGUCGCAUUUUGAACAUAAGAAACAUUGUUACAACGCUUCGUCGGUACGAAAACAUCAGAGUUGUAAUUUUAUGGUUACACGGCACCUACGCAAAGGACUUUUUCACUGAGGUCUACAGACAAAACCUGACUGGCCGAGUCUGGAUCCUAAGCGAUGUAUUCAUUUCUGACUCCAUUCCAGGUUUUUCGUCCAUUUUUGAUGGAUCCAUAGUAGUCAAGCCUCAUCGUUUUUCCGCCGAAACAGAAUUUGAAGAACGUAAAAAAGCUUUAACUAUCAAAACGAUAAACCAAACCUUCCCAGAAUGGUCGAGCGAGAUAAAGACGCUGAUAACAAAUUGCUCGGCAAGUAAUGAGAAUGCAAAUUCAAUGGAGCAAUGUUUCCAUGAUUUUGUUCAACGCAUGCAGAGUUCUUACACUCCCUACGUCAUUGACGCUGUUUAUUCAAUGGCACAUGCUUUAAACGUCUUAUUUGAAAACGCCACAGUGAAAGAUAUCGAUUACAAGCUGAAACGCACUAUGGAUAUUAAUGUGAAGAAGGGCCUCCUUUCUAGAGUUAGUUUUGUUGGACUUACGGGGAAUGUAAGUUUUGAUAAAGAUGGCGACAGACAAUCGGUCUUGUACGACAUUGUCAAUUUUCAACAAGUGGAAGAAGGCCAUACUAAGCGACUAGAACAAGUUGUUGUCGGAAAAUGGAAAGAGAAUGAGCCCCAUGCCAAACGGCUACAUUUUUCCCAAGAGAUUCACUGGAACUCUCCAACUAACCAACCUCCAAAGUCUGAAUGCUUGGAGCAAUGCCCUGCUGGAACUAGAAAAUCCAUAACUUCACCCUGUUGUUGGAACUGUGUCGCAUGUCCUCGUGGCACAGUCAAUCCAAUUCCUGGCUUGGAGACCUGCAUUGAAUGUCCCAGAGGAAAAAAAUCCAAUGAAGCCAGGACCCAUUGCGUGGAUCUACCAAGGUCCAAUCUCAAGUAUUCCAGCCCAGGAGGAAUAGCUAUUGUUGUAUUUACUGUUGCUGUGAAAUCUCGUAGCCGCGAUGGAAUGGACCAGUCGUUUGUCAACAAAGAAAACAGACGGCCUUUCGUGACUUCUCAGUAUCAAAAGAGAGUGCACCAGAACGAAGAAGAAGACGAAACAUGCGACGAAGGUUGUCAAUCAAUGUGUCGGUUGUUCAAUCCAGACGGAGACUGCUCCCAUUGCGGAUGUGAUGAUGAGCAACAAAACCAAGCUCAGGAUCAGAAAAGAGUGCACCAGGAAAAAGAAGAAGAAGACGAAACAUGCGACCAAAAUUGUCAAUCAAUGUGUCGGUUGUUCAAUCCAGACGGAGACUGCUCCCAUUGUGGAUGUGAUGAUGAGCAACAAAACCAAGCUCAGGAACAGAAAAGAGUGCGCCAGGACAAAGAAGAAGAAGAAGACGAAACAUGCGACGAAGGUUGUCAAUCAAUGUGUCGGUUGCUCAAUCCAGAUGGAGACUGCUCACAUUGCGGAUGUGAUGAUGAGCAACAAAACCAAGCUCAGGAUCAGAAAAGAGUGCACCAGGAAAAAGAAGAAGAAGACGAAACAUGCGACCAAAAUUGUCAAUCAAUGUGUCGGUUGUUCAAUCCAGAUGGAGACUGCUCUAAUUGCGGCUGCAAGUGA
This is a messenger RNA of Orbicella faveolata, 2334 nucleotides long. RefSeq lists its product as uncharacterized. The record is from RefSeq and is a predicted model, not a curated record. NCBI's taxonomy places the organism in Eukaryota, Metazoa, Cnidaria, Anthozoa, Scleractinia, Merulinidae.